AUGUGCGAUGCAGUUGUUUCCAUUUAUGAUAACUUUGGUAUAUCAUUCCUAUCAGCCAGUCCUGCGGCUACCUCUGUAGCUGAAUCUAUAGCUGCGGUUACUGCCUCGACUCCCAGUGCUAUAGCCUCAUCUCUUUCCUCGGUGGCAUGUGCUCUCGUGGCUAACUGGAAUGCCUCGGUACCACAACAAGACUGGCGAAACGACUUUUCCUGCGGCAGUCAAGACAAACAAGGGGAGACUGCUGCCGACUUCGGUAAUAAUGCUCGUGCGAAUAGCAGCAAAUGGCUUUCUCCAGUUGGAGAAAAUAUUUAUCAAGGAACUUUGCCAUUCGAGCCGCAGGCUUCCGUGAAGAUGAAUCGUGAAUCAGAGCAAUUAGACAGCAAAUUAUCUAUCGGCUACCGCUAG
Protopolystoma xenopodis is the source of this 405-nucleotide messenger RNA. NCBI's taxonomy places the organism in Eukaryota, Metazoa, Platyhelminthes, Monogenea, Polystomatidea, Polystomatidae. The record is from the annotation of a GenBank genome assembly.